UCUACUUCACUACCAGCUAAACAAGCUUAAGCUCGCUACUUGCUUUUACCAAAGCUCUCUCUCCAUCAAUGGAUGCCUUCUCCACCUUCACCUUGCUCUUCUUCCUUAUCCUCCUCCUCCCCGCCGCCCCCACGCACCAGCAACAACAACAACAACCUCCAUUCUCCUGCGGCGCCCAAUCAAGCACCACAACCUCCUUACCCUUCUGCAACACCAAGCUACCCAUAACCCAAAGAGCCAAAGACCUCGUCUCCAGGCUGACCCUCGACGAGAAGAUCUCCCAGCUCGUGAACACCGCCCCUGCCGUCCCGCGGCUCGGCAUUCCGGCCUACGAGUGGUGGUCGGAGGCCCUGCACGGCGUCGGAUGGGUUGGCAAAGGGAUCCACUUCAACGGCACCAUUUCCAAAGCCACCAGUUUCCCUCAAGUCAUCCUCACCGCCGCCUCCUUCGAUGCCUACCAGUGGUACCGCAUUGGCCAGGUGAUUGGGAAAGAGGCGAGAGCACUUUACAAUGGCGGGCAGGCUUCAGGGCUCACGUUUUGGGCUCCAAACAUCAACAUUUUUAGGGACCCAAGGUGGGGGAGAGGCCAGGAAACCCCUGGGGAGGAUCCUCUGGUUACUGGGAAGUAUGCCGUCUCGUAUGUGAGAGGGGUUCAAGGGGAUAGCUUCCAUGGCGGGAAGCUUACUGGGCAUCUCCAGGCUUCAGCUUGCUGCAAGCAUUUCACUGCCUAUGAUUUGGAUAAUUGGAAGGGGGUCAAUCGCUUUGUGUUUGAUGCUCGUGUGACGAAACAAGAUUUAGCCGACACAUAUCAACCACCAUUCCAGAGCUGCGUUGAAGAAGGGAAAGCCAGCGGGAUAAUGUGUGCUUACAACAGAGUUAAUGGGGUUCCAAGCUGUGCAGAUUACAAUCUCCUUUCCAAAACUGCAAGAGGCCAAUGGGGAUUUCAUGGGUAUAUAACAUCGGACUGUGAUGCCGUUUCCAUCAUCCAUGAUGCUCAAGGUUACGCUAAGCAACCAGAGGAUGCUGUUGCCGACGUUCUUAAAGCUGUAUGGCAUCAACGCCAUUUUUGUGGUCUCUUCUUUGUCCCACCUACCCAGUGGAGCCCUCUUCUCAUGGGCAUUUUCCCUUCGAAGUCCAAUCAAUGGCUAAACCCAAUUGGCAAAGCCAGUCCCGUUGAUGAUGGCUUGCUUCUUGUUGCGUUCCCCAACCAGCAAAAUGCAGGGAUGGACUUGGACUGUGGAUUAUACUUGCAGCAGCACAGUAAAAGCGCAGUAGAGCAGGGGAAAUUGCCUGUAUCCCAAAUAGACAGAGCACUUCACAACCUCUUCUCCUUAAGGAUGAGGCUAGGCCUCUUCAAUGGCGACCCAAAGGAACAGCUUUUCGGCAACAUUGGUCCGGACCAAGUCUGUUCACAAGAACAUCAGAUGCUAGCACUUGAAGCCGCACGUAAUGGCAUUGUUCUCCUCAAGAACUCAGCCAGACUCCUCCCUCUCCGGAAAUCCCAGGUCAAGUCUCUCGCAGUGAUCGGCCCAAAUGCCAACUCGGGGCAAACCUUGCUUGGAAACUAUGCUGGACCACCGUGCAAGUUGGUUACCCCGUUGCAGGGACUUCAAGGCUAUGUUAAGGACACAACUUACCUCCAGGGCUGUGAUAGUGUUCGAUGCUCGUCAGCUGAAGUUGAUAGAGCUGUGGAGUUAGCCAAAGGUGUUGAUCAUGUUGUCCUGGUGAUGGGGUUGGAUCAAUCGGUAGAGAGGGAAGAGCUCGAUCGCGUGGACCUGGUGCUUCCUGGGAGGCAACAAGAACUCGUCACCAAGGUGGCGAGAGCUGCAAAGAAUCCUGUCGUCCUCGUGCUUCUCUCUGGAGGUCCAGUCGAUGUUUCGUUUGCCAAGUAUGAUAAGAAGAUAGGAAGCAUUCUGUGGGGUGGUUACCCUGGUGAAGCGGGUGGGACUGCACUUGCUGAAAUCAUCUUUGGUGAUCACAAUCCAGGAGGGAGGCUGCCGGUUACUUGGUACCCGCAGGAGUUUGUGAAUGUACCAAUGACAGACAUGCGAAUGCGUCCUGAAUCAUCUUCGAGCUACCCUGGCCGAACCUACAGGUUCUACAAAGGCCACAGCGUGUUCGAGUUCGGUCAUGGCCUCAGCUUCUCCAAGUACUCCUACGAGCUGAAGCACGUCUCGCAGGACAAGCUCUUCCUGAACCAGUCCACCUCAACACAGCAAGCAGCGAUCGACGAGUCAGGUUCAGUUCGUUCGACACUGGUUUCCAGCGUUGGAGCAGACUUCUGCGAGCAAAGCAAGUUCCAGGCCAGAGUCAGGGUGGAGAACCAUGGCGAGAUGGCUGGCAAGCAUCCCGUGCUGCUGUUUGCUAGGCAGUCGAGGCAUGGAGACGGGAGGCCCAGGAAGCAGCUGGUGGGGUUCAAGAGCGUGGUGCUCAGCGCGGGAGAGAAGGCGGAGGUCGAAUUCGAGGUGAGCCCUUGUGAGCAUUUCAGCAGAGCUAAUGAAGAUGGUGAGCUGAUGAUGGAAGAAGGUACUCAUUUCUUGAGUGUGGGAGGUGAUAAGUUCCCAAUUUCCUUGGUACUAUGAGGUGGGAAUAGGGGAGAGAACUCCUGUGGUGAAUAAGAAGGGGGAGAAGAAAUGUUAAUUCUCUUUUUUACUGAGUUAGUUUGUUGACAUACUCGUCCCAAUGAAAUGAAUCCAAGGCCAAAUUAAGAGGAAAGGUUUUAAGUUUUAACUUUCCUGACGAACACUCUCAAUCUAAUUGGCAUGAAAAAGGAAUCGGCAUUGGUGCCUAACAAC
Linum tenue is the source of this 2795-nucleotide messenger RNA. The record is from the annotation of a GenBank genome assembly. Lineage: Eukaryota; Viridiplantae; Streptophyta; Magnoliopsida; Malpighiales; Linaceae.